CAAAAAUUCAUUACGUUUUAGUUUGUCGUACGGAUUGUUUCUUUUUUGUGAGAGCUCGUCGGAAAAAAAAGUUUGUGUUUUGCCUUUUGUAAGAAAAGGGAAAAAAGUUCGUAGAACGCGAAAAUGGGUGCCAUUUCUGAAGAUUCUGUUUCCGCUGCCGCCUCCGGUCAGAGCGUGGUCGUGAAGGAGGAGCUGCCGUCAGGCAACUACAUCCUGGUUGCCGUUGAGAUAGAUACCACUGGACGUCGUCUGGUUGAUGAGAUUGUCCAGUUGGCUGCCUACACAUCAAAGGGCAGCUUCCAGCAGUACAUCAUGCCGUAUAUGAAUCUGAAUCAAGCCGGUCGUCGGCGUCAUCAAAUUCGUGUGAUUUCGAUCGGCUUUUAUCGCAUGCUCAAGUCGAUGCAGACCUACGAGAUUAUCAAGUCCAAGUCGGAGGUCGCUGCCCUCAUGGACAUUCUCAACUGGCUUGAGACGCUGGUCGCCAAGCAGCCCAACAAAGAAGGCAUCGUUAUGCUCUACCACGAUGAGCGCAAAUUCAUACCCUACAUGAUUUUGGUGGCGCUCAAGAAGUACUCCCUGAUUGAUAGAUUCAAUCGGACGGUGAAGGCUUUUGCCAACACUUGCCCUAUGGCCAAGGCCUUCCUUGGCAAACAUGGUAUCAAGAACUGUGGUCUACGCAAGCUCUCGAAGCUCUUGGCCAAGUCGAAGGAUGGGAAUUCCACCAAGGAGGAUGAACACGAGAAUGUCGAAGGAAACGCCAUCAUCAACGAUAACAGAGGCCCCAAGAAUCAGAAGCAGGGCUCCUUUGAGGGGAGCGCCAAUGUGCGGGCCAAGAUGGUCUACGAAAUGGCCCUGCAGCUGAUUGAAUCCGAGUCUUCCGAGUCAUCCGAGGAGGCACUCGAGUCCUCGGAAGCAGAGGUUAAGUUGUUGAAUGCCGUGAAACCAUUCUCCCAUCUUCUCAACUCGACGGUCCUCGAGCUGAAAGACCGGAACGAUAGCCUGGGGCGCCAAAACUCAUUCCGCCCGAUCUUCUUGAACUAUUUCCGCACCACUCUGCACUAUCGUGUCCGUGCCGUAAAGUACCGCGUUGCGCUGGCCGAACAUGGCUUUACCCUGAAGUCUCUAAGGGCCAUUUGGUUUGAUAAGCGCAAGGCGGGCUUGGAGCUGGUUUUGACCCGAGCUUGGAGCGUGUGUGUUCGUUCGUUCAAAUCGUUCAAAUCGUUAAAGUCGUUUGAUAAAUGUUGCUAA
Molecule: messenger RNA, 1248 nt
Organism: Drosophila miranda
Lineage: Eukaryota; Metazoa; Arthropoda; Insecta; Diptera; Drosophilidae
Product: maternal protein exuperantia-2-like
Exons: 3
Coding region: 124-1248 (374 amino acids)
Biological process (GO): bicoid mRNA localization
Molecular function (GO): RNA binding; protein homodimerization activity
Source: RefSeq, a predicted model, not a curated record